This is a messenger RNA of Phialemonium atrogriseum, 672 nucleotides long. RefSeq names its product ankyrin repeat protein. The coding region runs from base 1 to 672 and encodes 223 amino acids. Lineage: Eukaryota; Fungi; Ascomycota; Sordariomycetes; Cephalothecales; Cephalothecaceae. The transcript has 3 exons. The record is from RefSeq and is a predicted model, not a curated record. Gene Ontology annotation, molecular function: protein binding.
AUGGCAGGGCAUGAAGAAGAACAUGAGGGAGCCUCGGUCAAAGAGCUCCUCAUCGAGGCAUGCAGACAGAACAACACAGACCUGUUGACGGAGUGCCUCGAGGCGAAGGGUGACGACGAGAUCGCGCGCCUUCUCAACGAGACGACCACCGUAAUGGGCAACCACCUCUACCACGAGGCAGCAUCAAGAGGAAACUACGAGAUCAUCGACCUCCUCCUCGACCAGCCCAACUUCGAGUGCGACCCGACCAACCGGCUCGAGGGCGACACGCCCCUCCACAGCGCGAUCCGGUGGCUCAACUCGGAGCCCGAGGCGCAGCGCGAGUUCGGUUCCGCCCUGGUCGACAUGAUGCUCGAGGCGGGCUCGUCGACGCGCGCCCGCAACAAGGGGGGCCUCACCCCUUACCAGCUCGUCGACCCGCGCAACGCCGCCCUGCGAGACCUCAUCCAGCGCCACGAGUACGCCACCCUCAACGCCGGUGACUUUGUCGAGGCGCCUGCUGCUGGGGAUGGGAAGGCGGUGGGGUCGGAGGCCGAGCAGCGGGAUGGCGGCUUCGGUGGCGGCGGCGAUGAUGAUGAGAGCGACGAGGAUGCAGAGUUUAGCGGGAGCGAUGACGAGGAGCGGGCAGAGUGGGAGAGGAGACGGCGGGAGAGGAGGGCGAAGAAGGGUUGA